AAAGGAUAUUGUACAACGACACGUAAAUAUCAGGCAGAAUUUGAAGCAUUAUGCAAAUCCGUCUUUACGUGUGGUGUGCAGUAACCAAAUCAUCACACGUCCGCUUAGCGUGUCUUUCGUCCUCGGAAAGUCUGUAUUUGCGCUCACGUUAGUCACGUUUGCUUGUCGGGCUAUUUCGCGAGCGAUAUUAAGCAGUGAGCAGCUGGUAGUCGUCAACCCUCGUCACUCGCAGUAUGUCCAUUGUCGAUAAAAUUUCUUACUACCAACGCAACUUAGAGAACUGCGGUGACAACGAGGAUCGGAUAUUACAUUACAUUUCAAAGCUAUAUAAGCUACCAGUGACAGUGCAACAUCUUCAGCAGACAGGAGUAGGAAGGACUGUGAAUGGCUUGAGAAAAUAUGACGGUACUGUGGGUGAUGCCGCUAAGUCUUUGGUUUACAAGUGGAAGAAUAUGGUGGCAGAUGAUAAAGAUGAUUCCAGUGAUAGAGAAGAUGACGAUGAAGCUUGUGUAAUGGACGAUCAUGAAAAUACUGAUAACCAGGAUUCUCCAUUGUCUCCAAAACCAGAAGAUAUAGAAGAAAGUGAUUCUUCGUCCGAUCAAUUGUCAGAAUCAAAAUAUACGCAUAGACAUAAGGAAAACAUGAGCAAACUAUCUACGGAACAUAGUGUAGUGCAUGUGUCCACGUCUAAGUCAGAGGAAAAGCAAGAAAUGCGUGAAAAAAGUAGACAUUCAUCCAAAUAUCAUUCACAUAGCGAAAAAAAGUCCUACGAAUCAAAAAGCAGUAAAAGUAGCCUGACUAAAGAAGCUCACAGCUCGACAAAGCACAGUCAUAGCAAGAGUGACAAUUCGAAGAAGGCUAGUGAUAAAACUACCCAGAUUAAUGAGGACAAUAAUAAGAAGAGAAAAGCGAACGACUCCAGUUCCCUAACGAAGGAAAAUAAUAAGAAGAGGAAGGAAACAGAUAGUAAAAAAGAUGAUGAGAAAUCUCAGCUGACAUCUGUUUCGGAACAUAAUCGUUCCCACUUGAAAUCUUCUGGAAUUCAGAUAGAGGUGAAGAUUAAAGUAGAAGAUGAACAUUUUUUAACAACUGAUAACAAACAAGAUGUUAAACAGGAGAAGUAUUUGCAGGGGAAAUCCAGGAGCAGUUCCAGUAAGCUUAAGUCCCAAGAAUCAGGUAGUAAAGCAAAGGACAGCAGUGAAAAACAAAAGCAUAAGAAAGAAGAGCAUACUAGUCAUAAAAAACAUGAGACGAAAAAAGAUUCCAGUCAUCGUUCUAGCAAGGAGACUUCCAAAUCGAAAGUCAGUUCCUCUAGUAGUAAAGAUUAUAUUAAGAACAAAGACAAGAAUACGGGAAAGGAACUCAAGGAGGACAAGAGUAAACACGAGAAGAAAAAAGCGACAAAAAUAAAGUUAAUAAAUGGUGAUGAAGGAAUAGAUUGCAAUUCUGGUGCAAGCUUUGCAGAGGCGCUUGGUAUGUGCUCCAUACCUAAGUCGAAAAAGCGUCAGAGUAAUUCGUCCAACACACAUUCUAGUAAACCAAUUAAAACAGAACCGAUGUCGCCACCCGUUAAUAAUAGAAAAAUACCAACUGUAAAACCUGAGCCAGAAUGUAGCGACAAUUCAAAUCCACUAUCCCUUUUAGCACCAAACGUAAAAUUGGAACCGUUGAAUGUAGAUUUGGCAUCUACGUUACCUGAAAUUAGUCCCAAUUAUAAGCCACUGCCAUAUAUUAAUCCUAUGCAACGUAGAGAAGAAGUAAAGCCUGUUGAUGAUAUCAUUUAUGUCAAGAAUCAAAGGACAAAAGUGUAUUCUGGUAACAAGGUUGGUUACACAAGUGUGCCGACAUUGUAUGAAAUGUGUAUCAGAGUGCUGAUAGAAAAUAUCGAUGCACUCGAGUUUACUGGCGGCGUACCAUAUGAUAUAUUAAAACCGAUCCUAGAACGUGCCACGCCUGAUCAAUUAUUUAUGUUAGAGCAUCACAACCCAUAUCUCAUAGAAGACACAGAUAUAUUAUGGCAAUAUCAUUGUAAUCGAGAGUUCAGGAAUAAUGAGAGACAGGAAAUGGAGUCGUGGCGAGAGAUGUACAUGCGUUGCUUGGAUGAAAGAGAAGCGAAAUUGAAAACGCUCACCGCCAAUAUCAAGCAAUCUAUAGACAAAUCCGUCCCAGUGAGAUCCACUAAACUUGCUUAUGUGGAUAAUGUAGUGAAACCACCGCGCAAUGUAUUGAAGAAACAGGCGAAGUAUGGCACAGCAAAUGCCACUCCUGCUACUGUCUCCAGCGUAAAGAAAAAGCUAGUUGGCGGUGGUGCAACUAACAAUGCGACGAAUAUUGCUGUACCACCACCGCCGAUGUCCCGAUUUAAAGCAUCAACAUCAAGCACCAUGAAGAAGACAAAAGCACCACUUAUGGCAAAGGCGUUGCAGUUAAUAAAAGGUCGUUACAAACGGUAGUGGUAGUAGUAAUUUCACGAAUAUUACAAAUCGUUAAUCAUUCAGUUCCAAUAAAUUAUACAUUUGUUAUCAUCUCUUAUACUUUCUAUCUUCAUCUAAUUAUCUGAUUGCAAUCUUAACACCUUUCCUGCUGAGAAGGUAUGCGUCGCAUGCUAAACUUUCCAUUUAGGCCAUUUGAUAUUUUUGUUGCCACAUGUAACAUUAGAAAAUAUUUUAUAAAAUAAUGUAUUAAAUACUGUGUAUAAUACAGUUAUCAACUUGUAGAGAACAUUGUUAUCUUUUUUUUUAUAAUAAUAAUGAACUGUAGUCUUCGUUAUAAAUAUUAUACGAUAUAUUAUAAGUAAAACUAUUAAUCUUACCAAUAUGCAUUGGUAACUCACACGGUCUAAAUGGAAAGUUAUGGAUUGCUUUUUGAUUCGGCAGGGAACGUGUUAAUAUGGAUUUUAAGCAUAAUAACGGGCAUAAUAUUUUUGCAUAAUAUUUUUUUCUUUCAAUAUUAAUAUUCAAUAGAUCAUAAAGCGAUUAUUCGUUAUCUUAUAUUCACAGAUAAUUGUGAUAGAUAAUUCACAGAUAGAUAACAUAGUAAAAAUAAUUACAUGUAAUUAUGCCGUUGUACAGAUAAACUUUUCAUUUCAUUCAUUCCAAUUAAAUGUAAUAAAACAUAAAUAAGCCAUGAUAGAAUUUAUAUAUAAGAAAUUUUUUCAAUAGCUCAGCUAUAGAAGCUGACAAUAAAUUUUUCCUUUUGGAGGAAAAUGCAUUCUUAAAUCUAGCUAUAAAUAAAUAAAAUUUUAGAUUAUUUCUAUUUUUAGAUCAAAUUUGAGCUUGUAUAUUUUUAAUGUUUAGAUUUUUGAAUUGUAAGAGAAUUUACAGUUUCCUUCCUAAUCGUGAACUAUUUUUGGAAAAAUAAUUUUGCUUUAAUUUGCUUUAGCAAUUCAUUAUGAAUCCAAUUUCGAUGUGAGAGACACGAUGACGUGUUUCAUGUUUUAAAUGUUGCUGUGAUUUUUUCGAUUUUAUUAAGUAAAUUUUUAUUGCAAAUAUCCUGUAAGUAUUACAUUAUGGAAAGGUAUAAGUAACAGUUGGUUGAUUAAAUCUACACGAUCUACUGUCACUUAAAUCGUACAGUUGUAAUAUAAAAAAUUCUUAUUUCGCUCUGAUGCUAUGAUAUUAUAAAUUUAAUAAAAGUACAAACGUGUACAGAAUAUCUCAUUGAUUUUACAUGAGGUUUUAUUUUUCAUUAAGUACAAAAUAUGUUAAAAAUGAUUCUCUCAUAGUAAUAUUAAUACGCGCGUAUGCGCAACGUCAUCUUUUUAGCAAGUUAUAACAUUUUUUUAAUUAAUAUUGAAGCAAAAAAAUGUUUUAUCUAAUUCUAAGUCAUUAAAUAUGAGAUAUCCUGUAGUUUUAUUAUGACGUAUGUAUAUAGAUUAUUUUAAAGUUUGACUUAUAUAUUUUUAACCAUGUUCC
Temnothorax curvispinosus is the source of this 3914-nucleotide messenger RNA. It is a transcript of the gene EloA, whose product is annotated as transcription elongation factor B polypeptide 3. The transcript is spliced from 9 exons. The coding region runs from base 234 to 2453 and encodes 739 amino acids. The record is from RefSeq and is a predicted model, not a curated record. Lineage: Eukaryota; Metazoa; Arthropoda; Insecta; Hymenoptera; Formicidae. Gene Ontology annotation, cellular component: nucleus; elongin complex. Gene Ontology annotation, biological process: transcription elongation by RNA polymerase II.